Molecule: messenger RNA, 1464 nt
Organism: Penicillium oxalicum
Lineage: Eukaryota; Fungi; Ascomycota; Eurotiomycetes; Eurotiales; Aspergillaceae
Product: glycoside hydrolase family 30 protein
Exons: 2
Coding region: 1-1464 (487 amino acids)
Biological process (GO): glucosylceramide catabolic process
Molecular function (GO): glucosylceramidase activity
Source: RefSeq, a predicted model, not a curated record
AUGGUCUACGCAGCCUGGGCUCUUCUGAGCCUCGCAACACUUGGUCAUGGCUAUGCGACCGAGAAGCGUGCUGGGUCAGCCUCUGCAUUCAGCUCCAAUUCCGCCGGCAACUACAAGCUAUCUUCGAUCGCCGCUCCGGUCCAAGGAAGUGGCAAUCCUGGGUCAGAAUCGACUUGGAAAUUGAGCAUUGACGAUACCAGCUCGGGACAUAAGCAGACCAUCACUGGAUUUGGCGCGGCUGUGACAGAUGCGACAGUCACCACCUUCAACCGGCUCUCGAGCUCCAAUCUGCAAUCGUUGCUCGAGGAGCUGAUGACCAACUCUGGCGCCGACUUUAGCUUGAUGCGUCACACUAUUGGCGCCUCGGAUCUUUCAGGUGAUCCUGCAUACACCUAUGACGAUAAUGGCGGCUCUGCGGACCCAUCCAUGUCGGGGUUCAAUCUCGGUGAUCGAGGAAAUGCCAUGGCGCAGAUGCUAGCCAAGAUGAAGUCGCUUCAGUCGAAGUUGAAGAUUCUCGGAUCUCCGUGGAGCGCUCCAGGCUGGAUGAAGCUGAAUGGUGUCAUUGAUGGCACCACCAAUCAGAAUAACUUGAAUGACGGAUACCUCAGCGGUGGUACAGGCAGCUCCGGCUAUGCCCAGGCGUUUGCGAACUAUUUCGUCAAAUACAUCAAGGCCUAUCAGAAUCUUGGCGCCAAUAUUGAUGCUAUUACCAUCCAGAACGAACCUUUGAACAGCCAGUCGGGCUAUCCUACGAUGUACGUCUAUGCAGACGAAUCCGCGCAGUUGAUCCAGAAUUAUGUCGGACCUGCUCUUGCCAAAGCCGGUCUCAACACUGGAAUCUGGGCCUAUGAUCACAACACUGAUGUGCCUUCCUACCCUCAAACCGUCCUCAACACCGCAGGACAAUACGUGGACUCCGUGGCUUGGCACUGCUACGCCUCCAAUGUCGACUGGGGUGUCCUGACGCAAUUCCACAACUCCAACCCUUCCGUCAAUCAGUACAUGACGGAAUGCUGGACUCCCGCCGGGACAUGGAACCAAGCUGCCGACUUCACCAUGGGCCCGCUCCAGAAUUGGGCGUCGGGAGUGAUCGCUUGGACUCUGGGCGCCGAUGGCUCUGAUGGACCCCAUCUUUCCAGCGGCGGUUGUGGAAAUUGUCAAGGCCUGGUGACCAUCAACGGUGACAGCUACACAUUCAACCCAGCCUACUAUAUGAUGGCCCAAUUCAGCAAAUUCAUGCCGCCUGGAGCAAUAGUACUCGACGGAAGUGGCAGUUACACUUACUCCAGCGGUGGUGGUGUUCAGUCUGUUGCUUCAUUGAACCCGGACGGAACUCGAUCUGUCGUGAUUGAGAACACGUUCAACAAUGAUAUUUAUAUCACGCUCUCGACUAAGAGUGGACAGCAGUGGAGCGGGAACAUUCCGAGCGAAUCGGUCACCACUUGGGUACUUCCUGCGGUGUAA